AUGCUGCUCAAAUCUUUACUAACUUCCUUGGUAGGUUGUACCAUGGCUAGUUUGGCUAUUGCUGCAAACUCUACUGUCGCUACUAUUGAAGUCACAGGUAACGCUUUCUUCAAUAGUGAUACGGGUGAUAGAUUCUAUAUAAGAGGUGUAGACUACCAGCCUGGUGGUUCUUCAAAUCUUACUGAUCCCUUAGCAGACACUAACGUUUGUCUAAGAGAUUUGCCAUAUUUCCAAAAGUUAGGUAUUAAUACAGUUCGUGUCUACACUGUAGACAAUUCUUUAAGUCAUGACGACUGUAUGAAUGCAUUUGCUGAUGCAGGUAUCUAUCUUAUCUUAGAUGUCAACACUCCAGAUGCUUCUAUUAAUAGAAAUAGUCCUGCUUGUUCUUACAAUGCAGCCUAUUUACAAAAUGUCUUUGCAACCAUCGAUGCUUUUGCUAAUUAUACAAACGUUCUUGGGUUUUUCGCCGGUAAUGAAGUCAUCAACGAUUCAAACAAUACAAAUGCUGCUACGUACGUUAAAGCUGUCGUUAGAGAUAUGAAAAAUUACAUCAAGGCAAGAAAUUACAGAACAAUCCCAGUCGGUUACAGUGCCGCAGAUAUCGUCUCCAACAGAGUCCUCAUUGCAGAAUAUUUGAAUUGUGGUAACGAUUCCAUGGCUAGACUCGACAUGUUCGGCGUUAAUGACUAUUCAUGGUGUGGUCAUUCUUCAUUUACCGUUAGUGGUUGGAGUGAAAAAGUUAAAUUGUACGAUGGUUAUUCCAAGCCAAUGUUCUUGAGUGAAUUCGGUUGUAAUGAAGUCGUUGAUUCAAGACCAUUCACUGAAAUUGAAGCCCUUUAUAACGUUGAAAUGACCUCCGUCUUUAGCGGUGGAUUAGUCUACGAAUAUACAAACGAGACUAACAAUUAUGGUCUGGUCCAAAUUGAUAAUGAAAAUAACACCGUUACUGAAUUACAAGAUUUCAUUAAUUUGCAAAGUGAAUAUAAUAAGACUUCUAAUCCAACCGGUGAUGGUGGUUAUUCCAAAUCAAGUGACUAUUCCACAUGUCCAACUUAUGAAGCUGGUGUUUGGGAAGCUAAUAAUACAUUACCUGAAAUGCCAACUGCUGCAUCAGCUUAUUUCAAGAGUGGUGCUGGUGAACCAAUGGGUACUAUCUUGUCGACCGAAGGUGAUUGCGAUGCCGAAUACGAUUUGGAAAUUUCUUCCUCUGUGGAAGCUACAUCUUCAUCUGAAGUCAGCACGAGCUCUAUUGAAUCUAAUAGUAGUAGUAUGACUACUGCUACAUCUACUACUACUUCUUCAAGUAAAUCAAAAGAUUCGGGCAACUUGAAUAUUCAAGUUCCAACAAUUUUCAAAAUUGUCAAUGAAAUCAUGAAUUAUAUUAUAUAG
This is a messenger RNA of Kazachstania africana CBS 2517, 1389 nucleotides long. It is a transcript of the gene GAS5, whose product is annotated as 1,3-beta-glucanosyltransferase. The transcript has a single exon. Lineage: Eukaryota; Fungi; Ascomycota; Saccharomycetes; Saccharomycetales; Saccharomycetaceae. The record is from RefSeq and is a predicted model, not a curated record. Gene Ontology annotation, cellular component: cytoplasm; fungal-type cell wall. Gene Ontology annotation, biological process: fungal-type cell wall (1->3)-beta-D-glucan biosynthetic process. Gene Ontology annotation, molecular function: 1,3-beta-glucanosyltransferase activity. The coding region runs from base 1 to 1389 and encodes 462 amino acids.